Molecule: messenger RNA, 3565 nt
Organism: Homalodisca vitripennis (glassy-winged sharpshooter)
Lineage: Eukaryota; Metazoa; Arthropoda; Insecta; Hemiptera; Cicadellidae
Product: probable chitinase 10
Exons: 18
Coding region: 100-3516 (1138 amino acids)
Biological process (GO): carbohydrate metabolic process; chitin catabolic process
Cellular component (GO): extracellular region
Molecular function (GO): chitinase activity; chitin binding
Source: RefSeq, a predicted model, not a curated record
UUAGUAUUCAUCCUGUAUCUUAAGUGGUCUCGGAACUGACAGUAUUAUUCCCCUUUUGAAAUAUUUCUUAAGUAACUUACAUUCAGUCCCGAAAAAGACAUGUUGAAAUCCGUUUUGCUUUUGUUACUUGUUGCUUACCUUGUAAAGCCAGCAGAUCUUGGUGAUUCUGACUGGUCUUCACAUUCAAAUAGUAAAGAAGAUUACAAUUCAGAUGAAGAUUUAAACAGUGAAGAAGACUCCAGUUCAGAUGAAGAUGAUGAUGAUUCAAGCUCAAACAGUGAAGAAGACUGCAGUUCAGAUGAAGAUGGAGAUGAAGAUUCAAGCUCAAAUAGUGAAGAAGACUCCGAUUCAUCUUCUACUUCAAGCAGUAAAGAAAACCAUGGUGGUAAACAAGAAAAAUCAGUAGUGUGCUACUUCACAAACUGGGCUUGGUAUCGAAGUGGUAUAGCGAAGUUUAGACCAGAAAAUAUAACUGCCUCCCUAUGUACUCACAUCAUAUACGCUUUUGCUUCCCUGGAUGAGACAACUCUGACCAUAGUUCCAUCUGACUCUUGGGCAGAUAUUGACAAUAAAUUCUUUGAAUUGGUAACUGCACUCAAAGAGUAUGGACUGACAGUACUGAUCGGUAUUGGAGGAUGGAACAACUCGGCAGGCAACAGGUGGAGUAGACUUCUCAGUAACUCCACAGCACGAACAGCUUUUGUUGCAUCUGUCAUCACUUUCAUGAAGAAGUACAACUUUGAUGGUCUGGACAUGGAUUAUGAGUAUCCUGGUUGCCCUCAGGGCAAUAGAACAGCGGGUCUCCCGACUGACUCAGAAAACUUCAACUGCCUUAUGUCUGAAUUGAAAACUGCCUUUGAAGAGAAAUAUUUGCUCACAGCUGCUACUGCUGGUGGCAAAAAACUUAUCGAUGAGUGUUAUAACAUGAAAGAACUAUGUCAGAUUGUUGACUGGGUGAACGUGAUGGCAUAUGAAUACCACAGUUCCGCAGAUGGGGAGACAGGAGCCAACGCUCCUACUUGUGGUACCAAUUCUUCUUGGGGUGCGGUCGAAACUAUCAAGUAUUACAUCAAUGAGCUGGAAUGCCCUCCUGACAAGAUUGUGUUGGGGAUACCGUUCUAUGGUCAGACCUUCACAAUGGUUGACACUUCCCCAGCACAGUUUGGCGUACCGGUUUCUGGCCCUGGCACAGCAGGCACUUACACCAGCAAUGCAGGCACUCUCGCAUACUAUGAGAUUUGCCUGCUGAUAAAAAGCGGUUACAACUAUGGCUACAGUCCAAUAAAUGACAGUUACGCAUGGAGUGGCAAUCAGUUCAUCAGUUAUGAUAGCCCAACGGACAUAAUCAGAAAGUCUUGCCUUAUAAAUAAGUGGUUUAAUCUAAAAGGAGCUAUGUUUUGGACUUUGGACUACGAUGACUUCAGUGAUGCUUGUGGAUGUGGAAGCUACCCCUUGUUGACUACUCUGAACCAAGAGCUGAGAUGUCUAAAUUCCUCAAGAAUCCAAUGUUACUACCCAAGCCAAUCUACAUCCCUGGAUGACAUCCCUCAUACUUUGACGAGUAGGCCUACCCAAGACCAAGAUGAAGAUGUUUUUGAGCCAACAUCAGAAAGUUUCCAAGAUAAAUCUACCAGCGAGAUCGAGACUGAUGCAAUUACUCUACCACUACUAGAAGUCACAGACUCUGAACUAGAAACACAAAGAUCAAACCAAGAACUGGAAGAACAGGAACCUGACAAUUUUGGAACAAGUGAUGUAGAUGAACCAGACUCGGAUAUUUCAUCUAAUGAAGAUCACAGUGAUCCAGCUUCAUAUGCUAACCUCAAGCUCUCUCCUGAAGACAUAAAUGUGGCUCUAAAUUUGGAAAAUCAAGACUUAUCAUCAAUAGAAUUUCCUUCAACGAGUGGAAGAAAAUUUAAUCCUCUGUGGAAAAAUUACUCUCUCUACAACCAGCUAAAUGACAGAUUUCCAGAAAGUUCUCUGGCUAUGGUGUCGCAGAUGGGAUAUUUUUCUCAUGAUGGAAUUUUGAAGAUGGUAGAUGAUAAGAAAAAAGGCCUAAAAUGUAAUCCAUCUUCAAUUGAGAAUCUUUGUGAAUACUACAAUCUAGACAAGGAAUUAAUUGUAGAUGAACUAGACAUCUUCAUUGAUGUUUAUAAAGCUACUCACUUGGACAUAGAUAUUUCUGAUGUCAUGUCUGAGAAGAAGAAAUCAGAGAGAACCAGUACUGCUAACCCCGAGGAUAGUUUAAGUUCUGACCAUGAUGAAGAUGAAGAACAGGAGGACGUUACAGUGACUGACAAGUUCAAGAAAAAGAAAAAUGUUGACGACUGGGUGAAAAGAGGAUUUAUUAGACCAUACAGGUGCCUAUUGAAUCUAUCAGGAUUCCCUCAUCUCACGGGUAAUGAGGAAAAAGCAGUAAUGUGUUACUUUACAAACUGGGCUGGUUAUCGAACUGGCCAUGCAAACUUUUCACCAGCGAAUAUCGACCCAUCUCUCUGUACUCACAUCUUGUACGCUUUUGCAACCUUGGAUGAUGCAACUCUAACAAUUGUUCCAUUUGACAGUAACGCUGACUUUACAAAAGGAUUCUAUGCGUCAGUGACAGCAUUAAAAAAGAAAGGACUGAAAAUCCUGUUAUCUAUCGGAGGUUGGGUUAGCUCUGAGGACGAAAAGUGGAGAAGACUUAUCCGCAAUGUGCAUGCACAUUCAAACUUUAUUACUUCAGUUGUCAAGUUCCUCAAAAAGUACAACUUUGAUGGUCUUGAUAUGGAUUACGAGUACCCUGGAUGUCCUCAGGGUAACAGAUUAGCAAGUUGGACUACCGAUUCAAAAAGUUUCAACAAGCUAAUGUCUAGCCUGAGAAGAGCCCUUGGAAACAAAUAUUUGCUUACAGUUGCUGCUGCUGCGGGAAAAUCAAACAUCAAAGAAUGUUAUCACAUGACAGAACUAUGUCAGUUAGUCGACUGGGUAAAUGUGAUGACCUAUGAUUACCACAGUUACGCUGACGGUGUGACAGGAGCCAACGCACCAUAUGGCUCUUCUACAGGAGUGGUGGACAGUAUAAUGUACUACCUUAAUGAAUUGAAGUGUCCAUCUAACAAAAUCGUGUUGGGGAUACCUUUCCAUGGGCGGACAUAUACCAUGACCAACCCUGGCCGACCACAGUUUGGUGUACCAGUCUCUGGACCAGGCACGCCUGGCACUUACACCAGGGAAAGUGGCUUACUGGCUUAUCAUGAGAUUUGCUUGCUGAUGAAAAGUGGUUACAGUUCAGGAAUUGAUGAAGUCAAUGGCAGUUACGCAUGGAAGGAUGCCCAAUUCAUCAGCUACGAUGGUCCAUCAGACUUAGCCAAGAAAUCUUCUUUCAUCAUUUCCAAGAAUCUGAAAGGAGCAAUGGUCUGGGCUUUGGACCUGGAUGACUUCAACAACGUGUGUGGAUGUGGAAAUUUCCCUUUACUAACCACAUUGAACCAGCAGCUGAGAUGUCUUAAGUCGCAAAAAGUUCAAUGUUACUAGAGUUACUAUCAUGAACAAUAUCAGAGAAUGUUACAGCCACCUCAAUCAA